Messenger RNA from Lineus longissimus, 1618 nucleotides. RefSeq lists its product as uncharacterized. Bases 93 to 806 code for a protein of 237 amino acids. Gene Ontology annotation, molecular function: RNA binding. The transcript has 6 exons. The record is from RefSeq and is a predicted model, not a curated record. NCBI's taxonomy places the organism in Eukaryota, Metazoa, Nemertea, Pilidiophora, Heteronemertea, Lineidae.
UACAGUGCGUGCCGAAGGAAGGAGUCCGCUUUCGUUUUUACAAAUAUUGUGUUCGAUUAUCUCACUGGUUUGUGGAAAUAAAAGCUGGCAUCAUGGCAGAUCUGAGUUGCAAAGUCUUUGUUGGUGGCCUUGAACACAAAACAGACAAUGAUUCCCUUCAGGCUUACUUUUCACAAUUUGGAGAUAUCACAGACUGCAUUGUGAUGAAGAGGGAUGAUGUUUCGCGCUGUUUCGGCUUUGUUACAUUUACAGACCCUAGUGCAGCACAAGCUUGUACAAAGAAUGGUGGGAAACAUGAGGUGGAUAAUAAAACGGUGGAAUGUCGUCCCGCGACUGAGAAAGGCACCAGAGGUGAACGAGGGAGAGGUGGUGGCCGUGGGGGCGGUAGAGGGCGUGGUCGCGGACGUGGAGGUGGGAGAUAUGGCGAUGGCGGUGGCUACGACAAUAGCUACAACAGUUACGGCGGUGGCGACAGCUAUGGAGGUGGACGCAGCUAUGGAGGUGGCUAUGGCGGUGGCAGUGGAUAUGGUGGAAGCGGAUAUGGUGGAAGCAGUGGAAGCUAUGGAGGUAGCAGUGGUGGUUAUGGAGGUAGCAGUGGAGGCUAUGGUGGUAGCAGCGGCGGCUAUGGUAAUAGUGGAGGCUAUGGUAACAGUGGAGGCUAUGAUAGUGGCAGCUAUGAUUCAGGUUAUGGUCAGACAAGUUACAGUUCAGAUUCAUAUGGUGACGCUGGUGGUUAUGGUGGACAGAGCAACUAUGGUAGUGGCGGCAGAAGUGGUCGAGGUAAUGAGCGUUACCAACCAUAUUAGACAUUCGGCCAUUAGACAUCUAUUUAGAUGCUUACUUACGUGUUUGUUCCAAGAAAACAAAGACUUCUCUCCAAGACUAAAGCACCAUGGAUUACUUAUUUGACUUUCUGCGAUGGCGUGGAAAUGGGAAGCGAACUACUUUCGAGGUGUUUGAAGAUUCUCACAAGGACCAAAACAUUUUUUUAAACUUCUGAAAGUUCUGUUUUCUUAAGUUUGAAUCGCAUAUUCACAUUGCUUAAAUAGAUGUAUAAAUCUUCAUCUUCAUACAGGAUACAGUAUUCUAUGUAUGUAAAGUAGUCACAUGCUAUUUCAUAACCAGUUCAUUUUUACUGAUGUUUUAUGAAAGACUUUCUUUUAUAGUAAUGUCACUGAUACCUGGUCUUCAAAUUACAAACUUAUUGAGUUUGGUCAUUGAGUUGUGAAUAUUGUCAAAGUCCUGGUCUUAGUUGUAGUUGGUGUGAUUUUUUUGUCUGUUUUUUUACCUAUUGUGACUGAAUCAGUUUUGACGUGGUAUAAGGCUGUCAAAUACAACCGAACAGUUUACUCUCUACAACUUCAUUUCUCCUGGACAUUGCUCUAACAUAUGUAGCUUUUUUAAAUAGUUUUUGGAGGGAACUCUGUGCAUCAGUUGGCGCAUUGAAAACCGUUUGUUCUAACUAAACCCUACUUAGUAAUUUCUGGUACCCAUUAAGACCAGGAUCAUUAUGAUUUGAUUGAACCAGUUCUAUCUUUCAGUCAAUGUCAUGUUAGUCAUUGUACUGUAUGUGUUUACAUGAAAUUGAAGUCGGCAAUAAAUUUUUUGAUAUUGUAAA